Spirometra erinaceieuropaei is the source of this 329-nucleotide messenger RNA. The record is from the annotation of a GenBank genome assembly. NCBI's taxonomy places the organism in Eukaryota, Metazoa, Platyhelminthes, Cestoda, Diphyllobothriidea, Diphyllobothriidae.
AUGGCCAUCCCACUCGCGGCCACCACGACGCCCAUAACUGCCACCUCCAUCACCGGUGCGUACCCUCUCGCUGUCCCCCCGCCGUAGGUGUGCCCACCAACCCCAUCACCACUCCCACAAUUCUCCAGGCGGUCACAACAACCCCUCUCACUCUCGCCACCAGUGAUUACACUCCCGACGAUCCCUUAACCACCACCCACACCCCCACCGUCCACACCACUGGCAAUGUGGAUUCCACCCUAGUAUGCCCUCAAUGCGCUCACACCCUCAUAUCACGCAUCGGCCUGGGUGGUCUCAUGAGGAUCCGUUGCACUAAGACCGGCGAAUAA